Molecule: messenger RNA, 4658 nt
Organism: Gopherus flavomarginatus (Mexican gopher tortoise)
Lineage: Eukaryota; Metazoa; Chordata; Testudines; Testudinidae
Gene: VWDE
Product: von Willebrand factor D and EGF domains
Biological process (GO): anatomical structure development
Cellular component (GO): cell surface; extracellular region
Molecular function (GO): signaling receptor binding; calcium ion binding
Source: RefSeq, a predicted model, not a curated record
UGUCUCCUUCAUCAUCUCCAUCCCCAUCACUACCACCACCUCCUACUUCACUUGAAGUUGUGGCAGAGUUGGUUGAAGCCAGUGUUUACUUAAGGUGUACUUUUGAUGUUCCUCUCACAAAUAGUUCAGUGGGAUUUAUUGUAACUUGGUCCAGGCUUGCUUCUGAAGACUUCAAAGAAGAACUGAGACAAGAGACAACAGUUCAGGCAUUUUCACUGUUAGAACUGGAUGGCAUAAGCCUCAGACUUGGAGACAGGAUCUUCUGUAGCAGUUCUUCUUUUUUCUUGGAAAAACCAGAUAUACAAAGCCCACCUGUUGAGAGCCGUGAAUUUUUUGUUGGCAUUAAGCUGCAUCCUGAAUCACUCAAUAUAUCAGAAGAUGGAAAAGAAUACAGACUGACAAUAGAAAGUAGAAUUCCUAUUCCUUGUCCCAAAUUUAGCCAACUUGAAAAUAACUGCAAAAUCUCAUUAAAAUUAAAUACUGUUGAUGAAGGUAAAGAGCAGUUAGGCUUAAACCUGGCUCUUUCUUCUUGUGAUGUGGAUCUUCUUCAGAAACCCUGCAUUAAUGGAACCUGUAGCCAGGUUAUUGUUCAUGUCCCUGCUGUGACAGAUUUUGCUCAGGAUGGAGACAGAGUUACCAAGAUUAUGGUGGAACCUAUAUUAAGUGAUAAUUUCCUGUGGAACCAUUACAUCCCAGAAGGCAUACAGAUCUCAUUUUCUUCUGGAGCUUUCAUUCGUGCCGAUGUGAGUGACUGGGGAAUGAGUGUGACACGCCGGGCACCCAGUUCCGAUUAUAAGAACACUUAAGGACUUUGCGGCACAUUUGAGGAGAAUGACUACCACACUGUAAAUGGGAUCGAAAUCCCAAAGAAUUCUAAUGCUCAUCUUACUUUUAUUAAUGAGUGGAGAAUUUUACCAGGAAACAGUUUGUUUGACAAAAUACCAGGUUCUUUAAGUUCAUCCAAGAAAACACCCUUCUGUAGUUGCACAGUUGAUGCUGGAUUAUAUCAAUCGGUGAAUAAAUUGGAUUCCGUUUCUCAAACAGAAUUUGCUUCAUCUUGCAAAAAAAGUGAAAAUGUUAAGUUUCUUUCUUUGAUACCAGGACUGGAUGUCACUGCUGAGUAUUUUAGCUCUGUUGAUCUUAUCAGGUGCUUAAGCAGACGUGCAUCUUCACAUGAAAAGGAUUCUGCUCUUCUGUCAGGAGAAGACCAGUCUGUUAAUCAAACCAAACAUCACACACAAACCCUAGCACAUACUGCUAUAAAUUCAAGGGAAGACACUGGAACAGAAAAACAAGGCUAAUUGAGCUUGGGAAGUAGAAGAAAUAAACAGAAGUAUAACAGCCAUCUCCACAAAAGACAGCUUGUCAGAAAUAGAUGGAAGCGUCAGCAUUAUUAUGAAUACCAUUCUGUAUUUCCAUUCCAAAGUCUCAGCCAAAUGGACCUAGAAGGGUUUACCUAUUUUUUUCCAGAGGACCAUACCCCUGACACACACCAAGAAUUUUUUCCUUCUUGGCCCACACCUUCUGGCCUCACUGAGUCCAAUGCCUUGGCACUGUGCAAGCAGACAAUAGCUAACUCCAGCACAGGAAGAUCUUGUACUUCUCUUCUUGGCAGGCAGAUAGAGGAUACAGUAGAUAUGUGUGUGAAAGAUCUAUUGCUGAAGGAUGAUCUCAGCUGGUCAGAAGCAGGCAUGGCCCUGUUAGAGAAUGAAUGUGAAAAGAGGGUUUUAGAAGAAAUAAAUUACAACACACAAGGAUUUCAGGGGUCAAUUGAAGACCUUCUCUUAGCAUUAAAAUGCCCCACUCUCUGCAGUGGUAAUGAACAGUGUGUAGAAUGGGGCUGUGCCUUUUCAGGGCACAGCUCAUAUGACUGCAGUGUGUUGUCUGAUCAGGUUCCAGAAAUUACAGAGCUGGAGAAUGAUGGAUUGUGUGAUGUUCGACAGUAUGACUGUACAUCUGUGAGAGCUUUUGGCCAAGGAUUCAGGGAGUCACCCAGUCUGAAAUGUGAAAUUAUCAAACUACAGUACAGCGACAGUAAAUGGAUCCUGGGAGAACCUGUGUUUAUGCUAUCUGCCUUCCAAAACACCAGAACUGUUGAUUGCCAACUGCCAACUGAUGGUCAGCAAUCUAAUGUCGUGGAUCAGGUUGACGACAAACCUAUUGCGAGAUGGCAAAUCAAGAUUUCUAACGAUGGAUUCAUUUAUAGCAACCCUAAAACAAUGACAUUAUUUGAUGGAGCUUGUCAAAAAUGUGAACCACAGGCAAAUGGGUUAUGUACAUUAAAGGAGAAAACAUGCAACAUAGAUGGCCUCUGUUAUGGAGAAGGAGAUACAAAUCCUACCAGCCCAUGCUUACUCUGCAGACCUGACAUCUCAAAGUUAACUUGGUCAGUUACUGAAAACAAUGAGCCUCCUGUGCUUCAAACUUUGCAAGGCACACUACAGACAUUUUAUGGGGAAAAUUUUGUGUACCAGUUUAUCGCAUCAGAUCCUGAAGGCUCUGCCAUCCUUUUUAUGUUGGACUCUGGUCCUGAAGGUGCUAGCCUUUCCCCUUCUGGACUCCUUAUAUGGAAAGCUGUGGCAAAGAGUUCACAGAAAUUGACAUUUUCUUUGACAGAUGAUUGCAAUGCUGAGACUAAAGUAAUAAUAGAGGUCAAUGUGAAAUCGUGUGAUUGUUUAAAUGGCGGGUCAUGUGUGACAAAUAUACAUUUCCCAUCUGGAAGUGGAAAAUACCUGUGUGUCUGUCUGCCUGGUUUUGAAGGUGACCUUUGUCAAGUGAAUUUUGAUGAUUGUAAAUCUAAUCCCUGUGGUAUUGGCAGAUGUGUUGAUGGGAUAAACAGCUACUACUGUGAAUGCACACCUGGGCUGCAGGCUGAAACAAAAUUGGCAAGUGAUGUUCCCUCACAUCUUUUGGUUCCAGAAAGCUUUGAAGAUGUUUAUGAUGAAAGAGAGGAUGACACUGAAGAAAUGAGAAGGAAUGAGGGUGAAGAUUACAUUUUUCAUGAAGAAAAUGGAAUUGCUGAUGCACAUAUUGAUGAGAAUGUAUCUGUCAAAGAGUCCAUUGAGAGAGUUCCUAAUGCCACAAGCUUUACUCCCAGUUCUACAGAUGCUGUCGAAAGUUUUAUUUCUGUGCAAAGAGCCAGCAGCACCCCCUCAACCUCCACAGUGAAAACAAACACCCUGUGGAAGCGAAUUAAUUCUCACAUAACCACUUUUGACCAGUCUGCGCAUACCAGAUACAUUGGCCAUACCUUCACUGCCAUCAAUAACCAGCUAGAUAACACAGGAGAAAGUUCUGCCGUGAACACUAUGACAAUACCAUCUUUUAGGAACAGUCCAGUAUUACAUGAUAAGACAACAAUGACACAAUCUGAGGGCUACAAUCCUUUAGAGACUAGCAAGGAGACAUUCCUUAGCAGCAAAACAAACAUACCCUCCAUAAUGAGCAGAGUAUUAAAAGGAGGAAAUAGUCACAAAGUUCAACACCCAUCGGUCAAGCAUAACGAUAGUCUUUUACGGUCUGGUUUUGUUGGAAUCACUGACCCACCAAAAGUGCCCGGAACAGAUCAGGAAUCAAAUGCAACAGCAGUGCCUAAGGCAUUAACUUGUGCUGAUUUACCUUGUUUUCCUGGAGUUCUCUGUAAACCAAGCCAUGAUGGAAGUUUCAUAUACGGUCGUUGUCCUUAUGGUUAUUAUGGAAAUGGUGUCACUUGCAGAGCAAUAUGUAGGCAUGCAUGUGGUAAAAACAUGGAGUGUGUGGCACCCAAUAUUUGCAAAUGCAAAAGUGGCUACUCUGGUUAUAACUGUAAGAGUGCUGUGUGUCAACCUGACUGUAAAAACCAUGGCAAAUGCACAAAGCCUAAUGUCUGUGAAUGUGCCCCAGGAUACAGUGGAUCAACCUGUGAGGACGCACAUUGUAACCCACUGUGUCAACAUGGAGGCACAUGCUUGGCCAGAAAUCUCUGCACCUGCCCUUAUGGUUGUGGUCCCAGGUGUGAAACAAUGGUUUGCAACAGACACUGUGAAAAUGGUGGUGAAUGUCUCACUCCAGAUGUCUGCCAAUGUAAAGCUGGCUGGUAUGGCCCUACAUGCAAUACAGCGGUGUGUGACCCCAUAUGCCUCAAUGGUGGCUCCUAUACUAAGCCAAAGGUUUGCCUCUGUCCAAAUGGAUUCUUUGGUGCCCAGUGUCAGAAUGCUGUUUGCUACCCUCCCUGUAAGAAUGGUAGCCACUGCAUGAGAAAUAAUGUGUGCACCUGUCCUGAUGGGUACGCUGGCAGAAGAUGUGAAAAAAGUGUCUGUGAUCCAAUGUACAUGAAUGAAGGCAGAUGUGUAGGGCCAAACAUUUGCUCUUGCCCCUCAGGGUGGAGAGGAAAACAAUGUAAUACACCUAUUUGUCUUCAGAAAUGUAAAAACGGCGGAGAAUGUAUCGAACCAAGCAUGUGUCAUUGCCUUCCACAAUGGGAAGGGGUUCAGUGUCAAACACCUGUGUGCAGUCAGAAAUGUCUCUUUGGUGGUAGGCGUGUGCAGCCUAAUGUGUGCUCUUGUCAUCCUGGUUAUACAGGAGUCACCUGUGCAAAGAAACUACAGGUACAGAGACAUCAUGGUUGAAGAAAAUCAAGUACAUGGAUUACAAAGCCAUGUUCUAUGGACUAAAAGGCA